CUGAAAAUCCUGCAUCGAGACAAACUACUUGUGCCGUUGCUGAGCGAGUUGAGGAAAGGAGUUUGAAACGGCGUUUGCUCUGAAUCUGUGAUACGACCAGAUCCGAUGAAUGAAAGUGCUGUUUGGCACUUGUCUAUGCACCCGGUGCUUUGUGAAGUUGUUGAUCUUGAUAUCAAUGAUCGAUCAAGAAGACCGUAGACCAACUAUCUAAGUCUGUCCUAUUUUCUAACCAACUAACUUGCCCGUUGGUAUCCACCUGUGGCCCGAGACAAUUGAUGAUGUGCCUCAAGAUCUCAUUGCUCUUACGAGUGCUAGCUGUGGUCUGUGCACUGCUCACAGUGUCGCUGGUCGCAGCCGGACUCAGCUCUGUGCAAAAGAACGGCACGGGUGCGAAGGGAUGCUACUAUCACCACCCAACGACAGCGGUCUGCGUGUACGCUGACGCCGUUUCAGUGCUGACCAUUAUCGUUGCCCUGUUCUUCAUCCUCUUGGACUGUUGCUUAUCACUGAAGCCCAAGCGUGGGAAGCGCUUCAAGAGAUUGGACAUGGUGACGAGUGUGUUCAUGUCUGUAGUUUGGCUAUCGUGCGGUGGCACCAUGGCUGGGUUUGAGUCCGCCCUGCGCAACACGGAGAAGGACAAGUUCAAGAACAGCACGCGGAGUAUGGCCAACGUCACGAUUGUCACCACCUGGAUUAGCGCGGUCACUUGGCUUUUGUUGACGAUUACUGUUUGCUGUACGGACAAAGAGCCGCAGACAGACCAGGGCCUCCUAGUGGAGCCUUCUGACGAGGAUGACCUUGCUAGAUCAACGGAGAACAAGCCUCUGCUGUCCAAGUCAUGAGCCGGCCGGCAAUGAAUGAAACCGCUGCAUUGUCUACGUUCUGGUCUAAGUUUGCUUUCGGACUGUCCAUAGAGGGUUAGUGACGCCCUACUGACUUUGGCAGGUGGAAGAUGACAUUGAGUUACGAAGGCAUCGGCGGCAUGCCAUGAUAUGAAAGCACACACAUGUGGAUCAUGCUGUUCUUGUUCAUGCGCUCCUUCCGCCACCCAUCCCGGUGUGUCAGUGCCAUGGACAUCUCAGCCUUAACCUGCCACAGUCAUCAGUCAUAGCCCAGCAGCAAACUGCUUGUAACGUUCCCAUAGGCAUCGAGCGCAACGCCUUCCCUCCUUAGGUCCAA
Molecule: messenger RNA, 1179 nt
Organism: Sycon ciliatum
Lineage: Eukaryota; Metazoa; Porifera; Calcarea; Leucosolenida; Sycettidae
Exons: 4
Coding region: 276-842 (188 amino acids)
Cellular component (GO): membrane
Source: RefSeq, a predicted model, not a curated record